AUGGCAGAUAGUUCAUGCAAUGAGACUUGCUCAGCACUUCAAACUACUGAUUCCACAAGUUUUACUCCUGCCACCAGACUUACUGCCGAUCUGGUGGAGAUUAUGAUCUACAUAAUAUGCUUAUGUAUAGGUGGCCCUUUGAAUUUAAUCUCAUUUAUUCGUUCCUAUCGAAAUUAUAUCUCAGAUCGGUCUAGAAGUCAAAUAUUACUAUUACGAUUGCACUUAAAUAUUGCCGAUCUUUUAACAAUGUUUAUUUAUACGCCAACACAAAUCAUCUGGAUGACAACAUUUCAGUGGCAUGGUGGUGAUCUGCUGUGUCGAAUAUGUAAAUUUUUCUAUACAUUCAGCUUUUAUCUAAAUUCAUUCGUUAUUGCAAACAUAGCAAUAGACCGUGCUUAUACAACUAAAAGUAUAAGAUCCAUAAAAGCCUCAGAAAUUGCGCUGGAAAGGGUUCGUCGAACAUUGAUUAUUGUUUAUAUAGCUGCAACUGUAUUUUCAGCCCCUCAACUUUUUAUUUUCCAACUUUUUCAUCCUAUUGAAUUCGCAGAAUUCAAACAAUGUACGCCUGUAUGGACAAUUUAUGCAUACGAAUAUGAUCGAAAACUUUUGUCCCCCACAGUUAGUGAACAAGAAAAACAACAAUAUACUGCUGAUUUCAUACAGGUUCAUCGAUGGGAAAUGGUAUAUAACAUGGCGCAUCUUCUUCUCGUAUUCUGGAUACCAACACUAAUCGUUGCAUCAUCAUACAAGGCGAAACGACAAGCAACACUAAUAUUGGUCGCUUACCUAAGUCUUUGGUCUCCAUAUAAUAUAAUGGCUCUUAUGAAUAUGUUCGCAACUUCUUCAGAGACUCGUGAUACGAUUUUAGUAACACUUCCAUUUUUGAAUGCAUUAAUUGUUGUUAAUCCUGUAGUAAAUCCAAUAAUUUAUGGAUUAUUUGAGUCUAAUCCAAGGUGA
Molecule: messenger RNA, 957 nt
Organism: Dracunculus medinensis (Guinea worm)
Lineage: Eukaryota; Metazoa; Nematoda; Chromadorea; Rhabditida; Dracunculidae
Source: the annotation of a GenBank genome assembly